This is a messenger RNA of Momordica charantia (bitter melon), 792 nucleotides long. RefSeq lists its product as uncharacterized. Lineage: Eukaryota; Viridiplantae; Streptophyta; Magnoliopsida; Cucurbitales; Cucurbitaceae. The record is from RefSeq and is a predicted model, not a curated record.
AUGACUACCACUUUCAAUGGUAUGCAAAAGGGGGAAUUUCCAAGCAAUACUGAGGUAAACCCAAUUGAGUACUGCAAGGCAGUGACUUUGAGAAGUGGAAGACAACUCCAAGAUCUUGGAUAUGAAACAAUUGAGGAGCCAAUAAUCUGUAUUGAGAAAAAAGACAAUUCAAAGGAGACAGUGAAGGAAGCACCACCAACUCUCGAGGCUGAAAAGCCACUACUCUUCCUACUAUUCCUAACAAUUUAUCCUCAAUGUUUUCAAAAGAAAACGGUUGAUGCUCAAUUCAAAAAAUUCUUGGACAUAUUUAAAAAGCUUAAUAUUAACAUUUCUUUUGCAAAUGCACUGGAGCAGAUGCCCAAUUAUGUCAAAUUUAUGAAGGAGAUGCUCUCUAACAAGAAGAAGUUUAAGAAAUUUGAAACAAUACAUCUGGUUGAGAAUUUCAACGUGAGAAUUCAACGAAAACUACCACAAAAACUCAAGGAUCUAGAGGGCUUUUCUAUUCCAUGCAAUCUUGGUAGUUAUGGUUUUAGAGGUUUAUGUGAUUUAGGUGUCAACAUUAAUUCAACUCCUUUAUCUUUGUGCAGAAAAUUAAAUAUUGGAGAAAUUAAGCGGACUUCUAUAAUGAUCCAAUUAGUUGAUAGAUCGACUGCACAUCCUUAUGGAGUCAUUGAAAACGUGUUGAUAAAAGUUGGCAAAUUCAUCCUUCCAGUAGAUUUUUAUGUGAUGGAUGUGGAGGAAAAUCAUGAGCUGCAUGUGAUUCUUGGAAGACCAUUUAUGGCAACUGGGUGA